This is a messenger RNA of Aplysia californica (California sea hare), 1353 nucleotides long. RefSeq names its product protease-associated domain-containing protein 1. The record is from RefSeq and is a predicted model, not a curated record. Bases 191 to 823 code for a protein of 210 amino acids. The transcript is spliced from 5 exons. Lineage: Eukaryota; Metazoa; Mollusca; Gastropoda; Aplysiida; Aplysiidae.
CAAUAGCGCCUACUUGGCAACUCGUACAUUUUAUGAUUAUUCAUCAUAACGGAAACGGAAAUAACAGUAGCCUAACAAUAACACAUUGCUCGUAAACGUUGAUUCAACUUUCUGUUUCUCAAUGGCACUGCAAUAGAAAAAAAGAGAGUCAACUGCCUGAGUAUUUGAACAGACUCUAUCUUUCUUUGCUAUGAUAACUGUCAGAAAUAUGCACUCUUCACAUACACUGCACCGGUUUAUAUGUGAACACCUGAGACUUUUUUGCUGCACUUUGAUCAUUUUAGCGGCAUAUGUUUCAUCAUUGGACAUUAGCACAGUGCCAGAUGAGAUUGUCUUGGUUGAGGACUCUCUUUUUUUCGAAAUUUUGUGGCCUGAAUCCUUGAUGUACACUUACCAAAUAAGACAAGCCAAGGAUUUUGGAACCAACUUUGAUAGGGUCUACAAUAAAAUAGACAUGGUUAUUGCAGACCCGGUUGAAGGUUGUCAGGCGUUGAAUAAUGAUGUCAAGGAUGUUGUAGUGUUCAUACUCAGAGGUGAAUGUUCCUUUCUAACAAAAACAAAAGUAGCAGAGAGGGCAGGUGCUAUUGCUGUCAUCAUAGCAGACAACGAUGAGACAAAUGACGGCAACAUGAUUGACAUGAUAGAUGAUAGCACUGAGCGAUCCACCAGCAUUCCUUCAUCUUUCCUCAUGGGCAAAGAUGGAUUAAUGAUCCGGCAACGUCUAAGCUAUAUGGGAACAGACCGUGCUAUUAUCACCAUUCCUUUGAAUUUAACAGGAAAGCCAUUCCAUGAAAACAAGCGCCCUCCCUGGACUUUGUGGUGAUAAUAAAAGGCAAUCUGUUGAAAUUUAUUAUUUUUAUGCAAAUUUUGUUUACGGCAUCCUUACAUUAUGACUACACAACGAUUUCCUUUUUCAAAGUGCCUUGGCUAACUACAGACUGGGAACUUAUAUUUUUCUUUGUAAUUGUAACUGUUGCUGCUCUUUUGUGAGAUUGUGUUCAGCUUUUUUUUCAUGUUUUUUUCAUCUUAUUUAGUUUUCUUUUUAUUUAUUUUUUUCUGAUGUUCAAGUUUUCAUGCUGAUACAAACAUGGUCGAAAUUUAAUAUUGAAAAAAGUGUUCACUAUUAUUUACUGUGGAUGUUCAUCAUGAAAAUUAUCGUGAUCCUAUUUUUUAUUCUAGAUUGGUGCUUUUUAUGACUCUGUAUGCUAUAGUGAUAUAAUUCUAAACCCUGAGCUAAUGAAGAGUUCUUGCAAUGUUGUUGUAGAACAUAGAUAAAUGAACUUCCUGUUAUUUAUAUUUGCACAAGAGGAUGGUCGCCAGUAUUGCAAUAUAUCGUUUCUUGAUUCGUAUCCC